Messenger RNA from Microplitis demolitor, 1427 nucleotides. RefSeq lists its product as uncharacterized. The transcript has 4 exons. The record is from RefSeq and is a predicted model, not a curated record. Lineage: Eukaryota; Metazoa; Arthropoda; Insecta; Hymenoptera; Braconidae. The coding region runs from base 319 to 843 and encodes 174 amino acids.
GAUUUUAAAUAAUGGCACGAACUGAUAAAAAAAAUGGCGGACUUAUCAUAAGUUGCUAAUCUGUAUCCACAAUCCACAACAUUUCAAGCGAUUUCAAGGUCUUUGUUCAUUAAAUUUGUACACAAAACACCAUUGUAAACUCUGUUGUUGUAUUAUUUUUAUGUUGAUUGAUUUUACGUGAUUUAUUAUUGUGUAAUAUUAAAUUUUUAAAUAAUAAAUACAUUAUUGAAUAUGUAUCGACAUCUGAAAGUGUAUAAAAAUUUGAUAUAAGUAAAAUUUAAAUUUAUGUAGUUUUGUAAAAAUUAUCAUUUCAAAGUCAUGGAUACUAACAAUUCUAUUCUAACAACAUUUUUACUAAACAAUCUUGAAGAUACAACAAUUGACGUCAAUAGAAUAAUGUAUAAUGGUAGUAAUGAAAACUAUACGGAUUUUUCAAUUAACAAUGACACAACACAAUCAUCAGUGAAUGAUUUUCAAACAUCCGUAAUGAAUCAACCUAAGCUAAACAAAACGUCGAGAAUUUGUACAACAUCAACUUCUACAACAACUGAAGAUCCUUUUGAUGAAUUUGGACCACCCGAUGGAGUAGAAUAUAUAUUUGUACCUCUUGGAGUUAUUAUUUUCGUUAUAAUUCUGUCUGCUGUGGUAUUAAUUAUUUCACGACGACGUAAAUUGGAACGGUUACGGCAUAGAUUAAUGCCUCUUUAUGAUUUUGAUCCAGGUGAAGAAGGUGAAGAUGAUUGGGAAACAGAAUUACUGGACGAAGGAUUCAGUAGUCGACAAAGAAGACAAGGAUAUCAGUCAAUAGACAACGAAGAAAAUUCUGAACUUUUUGGUCACUGACGUAAAAUUCAAUUGAGUGGUAUUCAAACAUAUACUGAUGGUAAUCCAAUGGAAAUACCACCGUAUUUUUUGCCAAAUGCUAAAAUAACUAUGCAUCAAGCAACAGUUAAUCAAACUAUUGAAAUAACAUCAACAGAUGAAGAUAUGUGCUGACAGUGUUCCCGUACUACUAAAAUUUAGCGAGAAUAAGAUCAAGUAUUAAAUUUUUUUAAUUGAUAAAUAAGUAUUAGUGUAUAUUUACACUAUAGACUGAGAUUAAUUAUUCAAAUUUAUUAAAACAGAAUCAUUUAUUACAUAUCGAAUCAUAAGAAUAUUUUUUUUGUUACUUUUUAAGUAAACAAAAUUCUCCUAAAUGGACAGCUUGGCAUUUUAAUUUAAUGGCGCGCUUAUUAAAAAAUCUUUUAAAUUUAAAAAACACGUAAUUUUUUCUCUUUUUUUAAAUUUCUAAAAUUAUAUUCUAAUAGGAAAUUUAACUCUGUAAAAAAUAUUUAAAGUGUUCAGUUUGUAAAUUAAAAAUGUAUGUUAUAAACAUACAUAGAAUUAUAGACCUUCAAAGAUUAUUACAUAGCAAAUUUAGUUUUUAC